GUGGAUGAGCUGGAGCCGCCGCUAGCCUGCUUCUGACUUCCAAACUGUUCUGAGAGUGGGAACGUGCCUGAGAAAGAUAUAGAGAGUCAGUGAGUGAGUGCGAGGGGACCUAGAGGAGUCAGGGAGAGAAAGCGAGGGCCCUAAGAGCUAGGCUCCAGACAGAGUGACCAUGGCUGUCUCUGCACCUCCGAUGAUCUCUGCAACUUCCAGCAGCGCCGGCGUCCCGGGGGGUUUAUUCCGGGCUGAACCUCUGUAUUCGUCUCCAGGGGAGCCCCCGCGUCUAACCCCUAAUCUGAUCAACAGUUUCAUGGCCAAUAACCACAGUGGCAGUGUCGGGGGUGGCGGGAUUGGUGGUGGCAGCGGUGGCAGCAGCAACACCAACAGUAACGAGUGCCGGAUGGUCGACAUGCACGGAGUGAAGGUGGCUUCAUUCCUGAUGGAUGGCCAGGAACUGAUCUGCCUGCCGCAAGUCUUUGAUCUUUUCCUCAAGCACCUGGUGGGAGGGCUGCACACGGUGUACACUAAACUGAAGAGACUGGACAUAUCCCCUGUGGUGUGUACUGUGGAGCAAGUUCGAAUCCUUCGUGGGCUGGGGGCCAUUCAGCCAGGGGUGAACCGCUGCAAACUCAUCACCAGGAAAGACUUCGAAACUUUGUUCACCGAUUGCACAAAUGCCAGAAGGAAGAGGCAAAUGACAAGAAAACAAGCUGUUAACAGUUCCAGACCUGGCAGACCCCCUAAGCGUUCUCUGGGAGUGUUGCAAGACAAUUCCCGCCUUCUGCCCCAUGCAGUCCCAGGCAUUUUAUCUCCAGGACUUAUCACUCCAACAGGUAUAACAGCUGCAGCAAUGGCUGAGGCAAUGAAGCUCCAGAAGAUGAAGCUUAUGGCAAUGAAUACUCUUCAGGGAAAUGGAAGCCAAAAUGGGACUGAGUCAGAGCCAGAUGACCUUAAUUCUAACACAGGUGGAAGUGAAUCGUCCUGGGACAAAGAUAAGAUACAGUCUCCACUUGCUGCUCCUGGAGCUCAACAUGGAAUGGCUCAUGCAGCACUGACUGGCCACCCCAGCCUCGGGAGUGCUCCGACCCUCAAUCCACUUCAGCAGAAUCACCUGCUCAGCAAUCGUCUGGAUCUGCCAUUUAUGAUGAUGCCUCAUCCCCUACUUCCAGUCAGCUUACCUCCUGCAUCAGUUGCCAUGGCAAUGAAUCAGAUGAAUCAUCUCAAUACUAUUGCCAACAUGGCUGCUGCAGCUCAGAUUCACAGUCCACUCUCCAGAGCUGGUGCCUCUGUUAUAAAGGAGCGGAUCCCAGAAAGUCCUUCUCCUGCUCCCUCUCUGGAAGAGAAUCAUCACCCUGGGAGUCAGACUUCCUCUCACCCAAGCAGCAGUGUGUCCAGCUCUCCAUCCCAGAUGGAUCAUCAUUCAGAGAGAAUGGUUAUGAUACCCAACAAUAGAGAAGAACUUAUUGUUGACCAAGAUAAUGGACAAACCAUAAAAAAAUUCCAAAGGGAUAAUAAAGAAGAAGUACCAGCUCAAAUUCCACUGAUGAAAUCACCCUUGGACAAGAUCCAGUUGGCUCCUGGACAGGCAUUGCCCCCUGGAUUCCCUGGACCAUUCAUUUUUGCUGAUAGUCUGUCCUCUGUGGAGACACUGUUGACCAACAUUCAGGGUCUACUGAAAGUGGCUUUGGAUAAUGCUCGCAUCCAGGAGAAGCAGAUUCAACAAGAAAAGAAGGAACUUCGAAUAGAACUUUACAGAGAAAGAGAAAUUAGAGAAAACCUGGAGAGGCAACUUGCAGUUGAGCUUCAAAGCAGAAAUACAAUGCAAAAACGUCUGAAAAAGGAGAAAAAAGCUAAAAGGAAACUUCAGGAAGCCUUGGAGUUUGAAUCAAAGCGCCGAGAGCAAGUGGAGCAGGCACUGAAACAAGCUACAGCUAGUGACAGUGGUCUGAGGAUGUUAAAAGAUACGGGAAUUCCAGAUAUUGAAAUAGAAAACAAUGGGACUCCUCAUGACAGUGCUGCCAUGCAAGGAGGUAACUAUGACUGUUUAGCAAUGGCACAGCAGUUGUGUUCAGCCUGAACUUCCUGGCUUUACAUUAAUGAAGAUGCUUGUGAUUCCAGUAUAUAUCUGAAAAUAUUCAUCAUCGAAUUAUUUCAGUUGUGUUUAUCAGGAAAGUUUUGUUUACUGAAUCAUCUUUUCUGUGUUACAUUAAGGAAGAAGGAACAUGUGCAUAUUUCAAAAGCAAUGAUGUAAACUUUGUCCUUGUAUUAGAUUGACCAAUUUAAGAACAUGAACUAAACCCUGCCUAAUGUUAACUUGACUAUAUUUGAUGCAUUUUUAUGCUAAUUUCUGCUUGGCUUUUUGUCCUUCAAAGAAAAAAAAUACAGUAGUGUCUUAGAAACUAGAAACUUACAUGUAUUGUUUCUCUGUUCUACCGUAUGUUAAGUUAAAGUACAAUUUUGUUUAAAGUGUACUUGAUAAACUUCAGUAUAAAUAAAAGCAUUUUGACUUUGUCAGUUAUCACUGAGUUUUUAUUUUCAUAUUGCCAGCUACAAUCAUUGAGGAAUAUAGCAUAAACAUUAAAAUCAAUAUCUAGAAAGGAUGAAGAUGCUGGUAUGGCUUUCUUUAGUGUUACAUUCAAAAAUAUGAAUGUACUUUUUCCAGUUCACUUGUUUAAAAUUGCCAAUAUACUUGUUUUAAAUUGUGUUAGUGAAUUACACUAGAUUUAAUCUUUCUGCAUGUGUAUGCUUAAUGAUUCUACUUCUAGGAUAGAGGAUUGUAAUCAGAAGUAGAAAAAUGUCAUAAAUGAAGAACUAGGAACUAGAAAAUCUUCUCUGUAUAUCUAUUUCCAAAAGUUUCUUUUAGACUCACUUUCAGUUGAAAACUAUCUGAAAUAAAGCUAUAUGUGUGUGUGU
Messenger RNA from Myodes glareolus (Bank vole), 2910 nucleotides. Lineage: Eukaryota; Metazoa; Chordata; Mammalia; Rodentia; Cricetidae. The record is from RefSeq and is a predicted model, not a curated record.